Molecule: messenger RNA, 1070 nt
Organism: Daphnia pulicaria
Lineage: Eukaryota; Metazoa; Arthropoda; Branchiopoda; Diplostraca; Daphniidae
Exons: 4
Coding region: 277-705 (142 amino acids)
Source: RefSeq, a predicted model, not a curated record
AGGCUUAAGAGGUGAGGGUGAGAAAAAAUCGUAUAAAAUGAGAGAGAAAAGGCUAAUAGAUAUCAGUCGAGUGAGGAUCUCCGACACGGGAACAACUGCUGCACUAUUUGUCUCCAACUGCCUUCUUCAUCGUAUUAUCAGUUCGCAAUCAUGGUUAACUAUGGCGUCGUGCUCCUUUUGGGUAUUGGAUCGUUGAUGGCUGGGGCGACCACUGGUGUACCGAUGUCUCCUGCGCAUGGUUGAUAACGAGCCUCGGCAGCUAAAGAAUACUACACCAUGUUGCCGACCAUUAAAAAACAUCAACACCUUCUUCCUAUACCGAAGACCCCAAGUACUACAACACCAAGUCUCCAGAUUAUUAAACUGAAACAUACUCUGCUCCAUUUUAGGAAACAUGGUCAACUGUGGGUCGUGCUGCUGUUGGGUGUUGUAUCGUUGAUGGCUGGGGAGACCACGGGAGUACCGAUGUCUUCUGAGUCUGGUGGAUACCAAACAGCAACGCCGCCGCCUUACUGCACAACGCAGUCAACAUACGCAACAUCUACUUACUACACCGAGGCUCACAAGAACUACACCACCGAGUCGUCUGCCCCAGCCUACUACACCGACGCUCUCAAGUACUUCUCUUCAAGCUACUACAAUACUGAGGCUCCUGUUUACUACACCAAGGCCACCGAGUAUUACACUACAACCAAAUUUUAUUGAUGAAAUUAAUGUGCAAAUUAUUUACCUCCAGCUAACUAUGGUGUCGUGCUGCUGUUGGUUGUUGUAUCCUUGAUUGGGUCGACUACGGGUGUACCGAUGUCUCGUGGGUAUGGCGGAGACCAAACUGCAACGCAGCCAUCUUACUGCACGAAAAAAACAUAUGCAAUAACCAGAUACUACACCGCCAAGGCCCCAGAGUAGUGCACCACAACUUAUGAUGUUCUGAACUGCUACACUGAAGCCCCAAAAAGUGACUCUGCCCCGAGUACUACACCACGAAGUCAGCCGAGUACUACACCACGAAGUCAGCCGAGUACUACACCACGAAGUCAGCCGAGUACUACACCACGAAGUCAGCCGAGUAC